UCUCAUCCUAACCUAUUCUUGGAAUCAUCGUGUAAUUCUCGGAGUUGCCUGUAAAAUACGUCGACUCCGUCUGCGCAUGCGUUGUCGAUCUGCUCUUCCUGCUCUUUACUUUCUUCUGGUUGGAUGUGUGCAUGCAGCUAACUGAGUGGUGCCUGCGGUGAUCUGCGUGAGCGGCCUUGCCUGAUUGGUUGCAGUACGAUACUGGUGGUGACUUCUGGUGAUAUUGCGUCGAGUGACACUGUUGCGAACUGUUGUGAACCUUGUGCUCUUGUAACUAGCUUAUAGUUACAUAGUUUAUUUCUGAGAUGCUCAUGCAGCGCGAGCGUGUGUGCAUCAAGUGCACCAAAACAAUCGCUGGUCAAUCCGUCUCCUGUACUGUAUGCGCGAGGGAGUUUCAUCCAGGUUGUGUCAAAUCGUACUUAACUAUGAAAGCUGCUGGUGACUGUUGCAAGUCUCAGCUGUCGAGUAUGUCGAUCGUGAGAGAUGAACGCCGUGCGUUCUCUCCUACUGUUUUGAGUGACACCGCGUCUGUUGUUGUCGGUGCCGCGCACUCAGGCGCGCAGGCGCAUUUUAUUACGCGCGAUACUGCAGACGGUGCCGCGCUCGACUCUACAAAUGAGCUUUUGCGUGGGUUGAUUGAGCAGGUGAAGGCGACAGAUGCUAAGAUUUCUGCUUUCAUUGACUGUCAGCAACGUACCAAUGAGGAGCUCAAUGAUAAACUUAAUUGCUUAAAUCGUCUUACUGACACUGUAGCGGAAAAUAGUCAGCGCAUCGCGCAAUUGGAGCUUGACAAUGCCAACCUCGUUCGUGAGAUCCGCGAUCUUAAGUCUGCUCGGUCAACUCACGACGCUCAUUUGAGUAAUGAGCUUAUUAUAUCCGGCUUGCCAUCGACAACAUCCGUUACUCCUGCAAAGCUCUCUGAAAAUGUACUCGCGGCAUUAAAUGUACCUCACUUGGCGUGUCACGUUCUUGGCGUGAGAAUGGUCAGCAGACCGCCAUCUGCUACUCAGGGCCGUUCCAAGGCGACUACAGCGUCGAGCUCGAUGAUUGUCACUCUCGCUUCUAGUACUGUGUGCGACGUCAUAAUUUCGAAAAAGCGUGAAAAGGGUGCUCUUAAACAGCGAGAUAUAUGCGAUGCUGGUUCCGAUCGGCAUGUUUAUGUAAACGUACUGCUCCCGAAGUACACAUAUGACUUGCUACAGCGAGUCAAGCGUAUUGCGGCGGAGAAUUCUUAUAAGUUCGUUUGGGUCAAAAAUGGCCAUAUAUGUGUAAGGUCUUCCGAUGGACAACCUAUUAUCCGCAUUAACUCAGACGCUGAUCUCGCUAAGCUCGUCUGA
This is a messenger RNA of Temnothorax curvispinosus, 1337 nucleotides long. RefSeq lists its product as uncharacterized. Lineage: Eukaryota; Metazoa; Arthropoda; Insecta; Hymenoptera; Formicidae. The coding region runs from base 306 to 1337 and encodes 343 amino acids. The transcript has a single exon. The record is from RefSeq and is a predicted model, not a curated record.